AUGGUCAGUUUAAUCGUGAAGACCGAGUUACCGAAUGCAAAUGUAGAUUUAAACAAUGAUCAAGACGUGAAUCGAUAUUACAAUUACAUUUGUAAUGGAAGUGAUACCGUACAUACAGUUGAGAUUCAAGACGACAUUGUGGAAAAGAUAUUACGUUUAAUUCCAUACUAUUUGAGAGAUAGAUUUAAUUACUUCACGGAAAGUUUACUGAUCGAGAUCAAGGAUACGUACACGAGAAAUAUCAAGAAAGCGAUAUUGGAAUAUGCACUUCAAGAUUCUCAGGAAGAAAGUAAUAAAAGAUGGCUUAAAGUAAAAUAUAUUCAGCCUGGAUUAAAGAUCAAAGUCCGAGAAUGCCAGAAAUUUCUGCAGGACAACUUGCACCUCAUAAACCCAUGCAUGAGAAUGACGUUGGAUCUUUGGGUUCGCGAUUUCGGUGAUUUCCGAUUGAUCGAUUUAAAGAAAAUUGCACAACAUCCAGACAGCUGGGACGUGCUGGAAUUUCACGAAAUGAUCAAUAAGCAAAUAGUCAAAGGACGGAGUACUUUGAAGAAUGUUUGGUACACUGGAAUACAGGAUAUAUUCCUUGUGAAUAACAGAAAGCUAUUAGUUCCAAGUCCGUUGCAGCGAGUACGAUUCAGAAGGUUCUACGGAUGCAUUGGCAAAAUAAUGGAGUCGCAACUGUUGUCAAUGUGCAAACACAGCUUAAAAGAUUUCAUGGACUUGAUCAUUCGCGGCCAGCCGAUUAAUUGCGAAUUUAAUGUGGACAUAGUCGUUAGAUCCAAAGAGCUCGCUUUCGAUCCAACCUUUGAAAAAUUUAAGGACGUCCUUUGCGGUAUCCUGGACGACGUAUGUCAAGCUGUUAGACGUUUCGACAAAUUAGAAACUCAGCUCUACUUGGAUUGGUCUGGUCCAGAGGAUUUGUUAAAACCACAGAUAGAGCAACCCAUAACGGAGAAACUGAAACUGGAUAUCAUUGACUUGAUUGAUCGCGAGAAACUCAUUCCAGAGCAGUUAUUAGUGGAAUUACAAAUAUACGAGCAUUUAUACAACGACGAGGAAUAUUAUACGGUAGAACAGUUCGUGAAAAACGAGACGAAGAAGUUGGAAGAUUACAAAAAGGAGAUGAAACGUUAUCACAAUCUUAUGCUGAAUUUCCCGGUCCAGGUCGAAAGGACAGCUUUCUCUGGAUUAUUCAAGGUAUCUCGACAGAUUUUCAUCGAGACGAUCGUUGAUAAUAUUUGUCGAAUAAAAUGUCUGCUCACGGACACGCUCGUCGAGAGGUAUCAGAACAUGUCCAUAAAAGUUGCAGAGGACUAUCGAGCUAUAUCCGACCGUGCCCUGAGCAUACCCGCCAAUACGGCCGAACUGAUGGAGCUUAAAAGCUUUAUCAAGACAACCAUAGAGGUCACUUUGAAGAAUCUGGAGCAGAAACUUUACGAAAUAAUCAGGCAUAUUCUUCUGUUGUCCGAUUAUCGAGUACUCGAGGAUAACGAAAUAGAUAGCAACAACGUGGCGUUUCAAUGGUACCACAAGAUUCCAGAAAUACUGGAGGAAAACGAAUCCAUCGUCGCGAAUAAGACAGUGGAGUUUCAGGAGGCCUUAAAAGUUAGGUAUAUUAGAUUCGAAGAGGAAUUGGAGUCUUAUGCCAAACAAAUAGAGGAGAUUCAAUAUUGGGGAGACAUCGCGGAGGUGUACAAGUAUCAGAGGAGAGCGCAAAAUUUAGAGAACCGACUGAUCACCGCCAUGGAGAAGAUCGAUAAGUUUAACGAAGAGGAAGCUGCGUUUGGUUGGGACAUAACGCAAUACCCACGCCGUAAGCAGAUCGCUGAUCAACUGAAGCCCUACAAGCAACUCUUUGAUGCAAUUUGCGAAUUUCUGACUAAACAGGAUAAGUGGCUAAACUCCAUGGUCGGCACUUACAAUCCCGAGGAUAUCGACAACGAUGUAGGACACGCUUACAGCGUUCAACCGCAUCUGAAGAAAUGUUUCGAGGGAAUACACAGGCUGAAGUUCAACAAAGACCUCGAGGUGCUGGCCAUGCUGUCCACAGAGGACGAAGAGGUUAAUCUGAUCGAGAUAAUAUCCACCUUGUCUGCGAGGGGGCAAGUGGAGAAAUGGCUGGUCGAACUGGAGGCAAUCAUGCGAAAAAGUAUACGGAACGAGGUGCUACAGGCGAUACUGGCAUAUCCAACCAAAUCGCGGAAUAUUUGGGUGCUGGAGUGGCCGGGCCAGACGAUUCUUUGCGUUGGCAAAACGUACUGGACCUCACGUAUAGAGGAAUCGAUGUUGUCCGGUGUGCAAGGUCUGAAGAACUACUUCGACCAGUGUCAGACAGAGCUGAACGAGGUCAUACUGCUGAUCAGGGGCAAAUUGUCCAAACAGAACCGCAUCACUUUGGAAGCUUUGGUCACGCUGGAUGUUCACGGGAAAGACGUGCUCGAGAAUCUUUACCUGGACGAGGUGAUCAAGAAUACCGAUUUCAGGUGGUUGUGCCAUUUACGCUACUACUGGCUGGAGGAGAAUAUGUGGGCUUACAUGAUAAACUCGCAGCAACGUUAUGGAUACGAGUACCUAGGUAACUCUUCCAGGCUGGUGAUAACACCUCUGACCGAUCGAUGCUACCGGACUCUGUUCGGUGCUCUGAGCCUUCACCUAGGCGGGGCCCCGGAAGGGCCAGCAGGGACUGGUAAAACGGAAACGACGAAGGACCUUGCUAAAGCGGUAGCCAAACAGUGCGUCGUCUUCAACUGUUCCGAGGGCCUGGAUUACCUUGCUUUAGGGAAAUUCUUCAAGGGAUUAGCAUCUUGCGGUGCCUGGUCCUGCUUCGACGAAUUCAAUCGUAUCGAUCUCGAGGUUCUCUCCGUGGUGGCGCAACAAAUUCUAACUAUCCAACGCGCGAUACACAGCGACGCCGAGAAGAUCAUGUUCGAGGGGACGGAAAUUUCUAUAGAUCCGACGUGCGCCAUUUUCAUCACGAUGAAUCCGGGUUACGCGGGAAGAUCCGAGCUGCCGGACAAUCUCAAGGCCCUAUUCCGUCCCGUGGCCAUGAUGGUGCCGGAUUACGCGCUGAUCGCCGAGAACACGCUGUAUUCUUACGGCUUUUAUAACGGUAGACCUUUAGCCGUGAAGAUCGUUACAGCUUACAGACUCUGCUCCGAGCAGCUGAGCAGUCAGCAUCAUUACGAUUACGGCAUGAGAGCCGUUAAAUCAGUCCUCGUCGCAGCUGGCAACCUGAAGCUCAGAUAUCCCGAGGAGUCCGAGGACAUUCUGAUGCUGAGGAGUAUACUAGACGUGAAUUUGCCCAAGUUUCUGGUUCACGACCUACCGCUUUUCGAAGGCAUUGCCUCGGACUUGUUUCCCGGCGUCGUUCUUCCUCCGCCAGAUUAUACUCACUUGAACGCGUGCACGAGGGAUGCAUGCGAGGCGGCCAACAUCCAGUGCACCGACUUCUUUUUGCAGAAGAUCCAGCAGAUCUACGAAAUGAUGAUCGUCAGGCACGGCUUCAUGAUCGUCGGCCUGCCGUUCGGCGGGAAAACCUCGGCUUACAGGAUGCUGGCUAAUUGUCUCGGCCUGCUGGAGGAUCGAAAGCUGAUGGACGAACAUCGGGUGGAGAUAACGGUUAUCAAUCCGAAGGCGAUCACCAUGGGCCAAUUAUACGGCCAGUUUGACCCGGCCUCGCACGAAUGGAGCGACGGUGUGCUCGCUGUCAGUUACAGAGCUUUCGCGACUUCCACCAAUCUGAAUAGGAAGUGGUUGGUCUUCGACGGACCGGUGGACGCCCUGUGGAUCGAGAAUAUGAACACUGUCCUGGACGACAAUAAAAAGCUGUGCCUGACCUCCGGGGAAAUUAUCCAGCUGGCGCCUACCACCAGCUUAAUUUUCGAGCCCAUGGACCUGGAGGUCGCAUCACCCGCCACCGUGUCAAGAUGUGGCAUGAUUUACAUGGAACCGGUCAGCUUGGGUUGGAAGCCGAUACUGCUCUCGUGGUUGAACACCUUGCCAUCCAGCUUCACCGAUCACAUUAAGAACCAUUUGCACGAUAUGUACACGAGGUUCUGCCCUCCGUUACUGCACCUGCUACGACGGGGAGUCAAGGAAUUAAUAACAAUGCCAGACGCCAAUUUGGUCAGAUCGGUGACGUACUUGUUCGACUGUUUCCUGGACGAUUACCACGACGAAAAGUAUCUCCAAACCAUAUCGGAUCUAGACAUGAGGGCACAAAUGGAGGGCUGUUUCUUCUUUUCCUGUAUCUGGGCGAUGGGCGGCACGUUAAUGGUGGACUCUCGCGAAUGGUUCAGUGAUCUCUUCAGAGCGUUAACGGAGAGGGAAUUUCCCGCUGAUGUCAGAGAACGUUUCAACAUUUCGGAGGAAACCACGGACCCAUCGAAACCGUAUGUGGUGAACUUGCCAUUAACGGGUUUGGUGUUCGAUUAUAAGUACAUCAAAGAGGGUAGAGGGAAAUGGAGGCCUUGGAUGGAGGAUUUGCAAGACGCUCCUGCGAUACCGAAAGACGUGCCAGUGAAUCAGAUAAUUGUCCCGACGAUCGAGACCGUUCGUUAUUUUCAUCUGUUCAAACUGCUGAUCUGCCAUCAGAAACCUGUCCUGCUGGUCGGGCCAACUGGUACCGGAAAGUCCGUGUACAUCAUGGAGUUUUUGUUAAAGAAGAACGAUCCGGAAACCUUUAAGCCUCUUUUCGUGAUAUUUUCCGCGCAAACUAGCGCUAACCAGACCCAGGAGAUCAUCAUGAACAAAUUGGACAGGCGAAAGAAGGGGCUGUAUGGAGCUCCGCCAGGAAAGCAUUGGGUGGUUUUCGUGGACGACGUUUCCAUGCCGCAGAAAGAAGAAUACGGCGCUCAACCGCCCAUAGAGCUGCUAAGACAGUGGCUGGACCACUGGACGUGGUAUGAUUUAAAGGAAGUGGCACCCAUACAUCUGGUGGACGUUCAGCUGGUUUGCGCAAUGGGUCCACCGGCCAGCGGACUGGAUGUUACGCCGCGAUUCAAAAGGCACUUUUUCACGCUGGGAAUUUCAGAGUUCUCCGACGACGUCCUCAACACCAUCUUUACAACCAUCGUUUCUUGGCACUUUAGCAACAAAGAAUUUCCGGAAUUUUUUUUCCCCAGCAUCGAGUAUAUCGUGAGCGGCACGCUGGACAUUUACAAGGAGACCAGGAAAUACCUUUUGCCAACACCAGCGAAAUGCCAUUACUUGUUUAACUUGCGAGACUUCGCGAGGGUGAUCCAGGGUGUGCUACUGUGCACCCCUGAGACCGUCACUGAGCCCGUACGGCUGAAGCGUCUAUGGGUACACGAAGUGCUGCGAGUUUAUGGCGAUCGAUUGGUAGACGAUCAUGACAUUAAAUGGCUCGUCGAGCAGAUACGAAAAACCAUGUCGGAAUAUAUGGAAAAGGAUCUGGACCACCUGUUCGAAGAUUUACUCACCGCGUCCGAACCUUAAUUUCUCGUUCCUAACUAUUUGGAUUAGGUGACAGAAACGGAGCUUCGAAAUCUGGUUUAUUGCGACUUCCACGAUCCACUAGCGGACAAGAAGCUGUACGUCGAAGUGGCGGAUUUGGAUUACCUCGCGGUCGUAGCCGAAGAAUAUCUCGAAGAGUAUAAUUCGAUUUCGAGGACUCCGAUGACUCUUGUCUUGUUCAGGUUCGCCGUGGAGCAUCUGUCAAAGAUCACUCGUAUAAUGAUGCAGCCCCGGAGUCACGCGCUGUUAAUCGGAGUAGGUGGUUCAGGACGUCAGUCGUUGACGAAAUUGGCAGCACAUAUCUCGGAUUACGAGUUGUUCCAGGUGGAAAUGUCUCAACAGUAUGGACGUUACGAAUGGCACGAGGAUGUGAAAGAUAUAUUAAGAAAGAGCGCGGCGAGCGAGCUGCACACCGUCUUCAUGUUCUUGGAUACACAGAUUAAAGAGGAAACCUUCCUCGAGGACAUCAGCAAUCUGCUAAACUCCGGAGAAGUGCCGAAUAUAUUCGCCGCUGACGAGAUCUCGGAUAUCUGCGAGAAGAUGAGAGUGAUCGAUCGUCAGAGGGACAGAUCCCUGCAGACCGAUGGAAGUCCCGUGGCCUUGUUCAAUUUCUUCGUGCAGACUGUCCGUGAGCACUUGCACGUGGUGGUCACUAUGUCGCCUAUCGGCGAAAAUUUCCGUGUCAGGAUACGAAAAUUCCCCGCGCUGGUGAACUGCUGCACGAUAGACUGGCUGCAACCUUGGCCCGAGGACGCGUUAGUCGCCGUGGCGACUAAAUUCCUGGACGAGGUGGAGCUAACAGAGAAGGAACGAGCCGCCUGCAUAGAGAUGUGCCAAUUCUUCCACGUAUCCACGCAGGACUUGUCGCAGGAGUUCCUGAAGAAGACGAAGCGGCACAACUACGUUACUCCGACCUCGUACCUGGAGCUCAUCAACACUUUCAAGGAUCUGCUGGCGAAAAAAAGGAAGGAGGCGGUCGAUGGGAAGAGGAGGUACGAGGCAGGCUUGGAAAAGUUGGAUAGUACUCAUAGGCAAGUGGAGAAGAUGCAAGAGAUUUUAGUCGCGCUACAACCGAAGCUCCUCGUCGCCGCUAAGGACGUGGAAGCCAUGUUUCUCGACGUUCAAAAGGAAAGCGACGAGGCGGCUGCCAUGGAGCAAGUAGUGAAGGUGGACGAGGAGGCCGCUAAGGUCGUUGCGGACCAAGCCGAGGCCAUUCGUCUGGAAUGCGACGCCGAUCUGCAGGAAGUGAUGCCUAUAUUAAACGCGGCCAACGAUGCCUUGAACACCCUGACUCCACAGGAUAUUCAAAUAGUGAGAUCCAUGAAACGACCACCAGCCGGUGUUCGGUUAGUGAUGGAAGCAGUUUGCAUUCUGAAGGACGUAAAACCGGAGAAGGUCAAAACCGAGGAGGGAACCGUCGAUGACUACUGGAAGCCAUCUCUUCGCAUGUUGAGCGACAUGAAGUUCCUCGAAUCGCUGUUAAACUACGACAAGGACAACAUUCCCGAGAGGAUCAUGACAAAAAUCCGUACCGCUAUUCUGACAAAUCCAAACUUCGACCCAGAGAGAAUCAGAAACGUGUCCACUGCCUGCGAAGGUCUGUGCAGAUGGGUGUUCGCGCUCUCGGAGUACGACAAAGUAGCGAAGAUCGUGGCCCCGAAGAAGCAAGCCCUGGCACAGGCAGAGGCCGACUACAGCGAGGCUAUGACGCAGUUGAACUUGAAGAGAAGUCAGCUUCAAGAGGUGAGGGACAGGUUGGCCAAGCUGGAGGAGCUGUUGGAUCAACGUAGGGCGGAGUAUCAGGCGAUGACGGAUGAAGUGAACGAGUGCGAGGCGAAAUUAAGAAGGGCCAGAGAGCUGAUUGGCGGCUUGGGUGGAGAGUACACCAGAUGGUCCGAUACCGCGAAAGAGCUGGGCGAGCGUUAUUACAAACUGACAGGAGACAUUCUCAUCGGUUCUGGCAUCGUGGCCUAUUUGGGGGUGUUCACCACUCAGUACAGGCAGCAGCAGACUGACAAUUGGGUGCAGAUCUGCACCGAUUUGGAAAUAGUUUGCACGAAGGACUAUCAGCUUACUCAGAUCCUAGGCGAUCCUGUGCUGAUACGCUCGUGGAACAUCUUUGGCCUGCCUACCGAUUUGUUCUCGAUAGAUAACGGGAUAAUUGUCACGAACUCUCGACGAUGGCCUCUGAUGAUCGACCCUCAGGGCCAGGCUAACAAGUGGGUGAAGAAUAUGGAGAAGGAGAACAAUAUCAACGUGAUCAGACUGUCGCAGACCGAUUACAUGAGAGUCUUGGAGAAUGCCAUCCAGUUUGGACAACCGGUUCUAUUGGAGAACGUCGGCGAGGAGCUCGAUGCAGCUCUGGAACCGCUUCUGAUGAAGCAAACCUUCAGAGCAGGUGGCACGCUGUGCAUCAAGGUUGGAGACUCCAUCAUCGAGUACUCGGAUAGCUUUCGGUUUUACAUCACGACCAAAUUGCGAAAUCCUCAUUACCUACCCGAAGUAGCAGUGAAGGUAACGUUACUAAAUUUCAUGAUCACGCCGAUGGGACUGGAAGAUCAGCUACUGGGUAUCGUGGUAGCCAAAGAACGGCCAGACUUGGAGGCCGAGAAGAACCAACUGAUCGUUCAAGGAGCUGCCAAUAAGAAGAAACUGAAGGAGAUCGAAGACCAAAUUCUGGAGGUGCUCUCGACCGCGGAAGGGAAUAUCCUGGAGGACGAAACUGCGAUCAGCGUGCUCAGUUCGUCCAAGAACCUCUCCGACGAGAUCAUCGUGAAGCAAACCGCUGCCGAGGUCACGGAAAAAUCCAUCGACGCCGCGAGAUUAGAGUACACGCCCAUAGCGACUUAUAGCACUGUCCUGUUCUUCACUAUCGCCGUUUUAGCGAACAUCGAUCCAAUGUAUCAGUACUCGUUGGUCUGGUUCGUGAAUCUCUUUAAGAACACCAUCGACAACACGGAAACGGUGGAAGACAUUCAGCAACGACUGAAGGAUCUCACGAAGCACUUCACACACUCCCUCUACGUGAACAUAUGUCGAUCGUUAUUCGAGAAGGACAAGCUUUUAUUCUCGCUGCUGCUUUCAGUGAACCUGCUGAAUAAGCAGGGAAAAGUCUCGAUGCCCCAAUGGAUGUUUCUGUUGACCGGCGGCGUUGGCCUUGAGAAUCCUUUCGCAAACCCCACGCAAUGGCUACCCUCGAAAUCCUGGGACGAAUUGUGUCGUUUGGACGGUAUACCAGGCUUCGAGGGAUUCAAAGACUCGUUCGAGAAAAACCUAGACGCUUGGAAGACCGUCUUUGAUCAUAUGGAGCCGCACACUUUAACGUUCCCCGCGCCUUACAACGAGCUCGCCCCUUUUGAGAGAAUGCUCGUGCUGCGAUGUAUUCGUCCUGACAAAGUCAUGCCGGGCGUCCAGCAAUUUGUGGAAGAGCAACUGGGCCGUCAGUACAUCGAGCCGCCGCCCUUCGACCUGGUAUCGUCGUUCGCGGAUUCGUAUUCCUGCAUUCCCCUCAUAUUCGUGCUGACGCCUGGCGCGGAUCCCAUGGCGAUUCUACUGAAAUUCGCCGACGAUCAGGGUUUCGGCACCAACCGACUGUUCUCCCUGUCUUUGGGUCAAGGACAAGGAGUUAUCGCCGCCCAGCUUAUCGACGAGGGAGUGAAAAAUGGCACCUGGGUGGUUCUGCAGAAUUGUCACCUUGCCAAGAGCUUUAUGCCGCUAUUGGAGAAGAUCUGCGAGAGCUUCACUCCGGAAACCGUGCACCCAGACUUUCGAUUAUGGCUGACCAGCUACCCCGUGGACCAUUUCCCAGUCAGCGUUCUUCAGAACGGGGUUAAAAUGACCAACGAACCACCGAAAGGACUCAGGGCGAAUAUAAUCAGGUCCUUUUUACAGGACCCGAUAUGCGACGAGGAGUUCUUCGAAACGUCCAAACAAUCGCAGGUGUUCAAGAAGCUACUAUUUUCUCUGUGUUUCUUCCACGCGAUCGUGCAGGAACGCAGAAAGUUCGGGCCGAUCGGUUGGAAUAAUCAAUACGAGUUCAACGAGACCGAUCUGCGGAUCAGUGCGUUGCAGCUGAAGAUUUUCUUGGACCAGUACGACGACGUUCAGUUCACUGCCUUAAAAUAUUUGACAGGCGAGUGCAACUAUGGCGGCCGAGUGACAGACGAGUGGGACAGAAGAACUUUGACCACGAUCCUCGAAAGAUUCUACUGCGUGGGUGUGAUCGCUGAGAAGAAAUACCUGUUCGACCCCAGUGGCAUAUACUACGUGCCGGAAGUCAGCCAGCAUAGCGAAUUUCUCGAUUACGUUUGGUCUCUGCCAAUGGCUACCGCGCCUAGCGUCUUCGGGAUGAACGAGAACGCAGACAUCAUCAAGGAUCAGCAGGAGACUACCUUGAUGCUGUCGUCUAUAUUGGCCACGCAGGACACCGGAGAAACGGAAACAGACGUAGGAAAAUCACCCGACGAGAUCGUCUACGGUGUAGCGUCUGAUAUUCUGUCAAAGUUGCCCGACGACUUCGAUCUGGCGGAUGCACUCGAGAAAUACCCGACGUUAUAUAAUCAAAGCAUGAACACGGUGCUGGUCCAGGAAAUGGGAAGAUUCAACAAGCUUCUGCAAACGAUCAGGAAUAGCCUCAUAAAUGUUCAGAAAGCGAUCAAAGGUCUGGUGAUCAUGAACCCGGACCUCGAGGAGGUCUACGUAUCGAUAAUUACUGGAAAGAUACCGAAGAUGUGGAUGACGAACUCUUAUCCGUCGUUGAAGCCGCUCGGCAGCUACGUUCAGGAUUUCUUAAAGAGGCUAGCUUUCCUUCAGCUAUGGUACGACGAGGGUGCACCAUCGACCUUUUGGAUCUCGGGUUUCUACUUCACUCAAGCGUUUCUCACGGGUGCACGUCAAAACUACGCGAGAAAGUACUCGAUACCGAUAGAUCUGCUCGUGUACGAUUUCAUCCCUUUGAAGGGAACCGAUUUCCCGGAGCCUCCAGCCGACGGCGUUUACGUGCACGGUCUGUUCCUCGACGGGGCACGUUUCAAUAGGACGACGAUGAAGCUCGACGAGUCGUUGCCGAAAAUUUUGUACGACGUGGUUCCUUACAUUUGGCUGAUACCGAUGAAGAAGGACGAUGUGCCGGAGAGGCACACGUACACCUGCCCCGUGUACAAAACCACAGAGAGAAAAGGUGUUCUGUCUACGACCGGCCACUCGACCAACUUCGUAAUCGCCAUAUGGCUCCCGACGGACCAUUCGCCCGAGCACUGGAUCCUGCGAGGCGUAGCCAUGAUCUGCCAAUUGUCCGAUUAA
Messenger RNA from Eufriesea mexicana, 10776 nucleotides. Its product is annotated as Dynein heavy chain at 36C. Gene Ontology annotation, biological process: microtubule-based movement. Gene Ontology annotation, molecular function: ATP hydrolysis activity; dynein intermediate chain binding; dynein light intermediate chain binding. Gene Ontology annotation, cellular component: dynein complex. The record is from RefSeq and is a predicted model, not a curated record. The transcript has 32 exons. NCBI's taxonomy places the organism in Eukaryota, Metazoa, Arthropoda, Insecta, Hymenoptera, Apidae.